Messenger RNA from Rattus norvegicus (Norway rat), 2349 nucleotides. RefSeq lists its product as uncharacterized. NCBI's taxonomy places the organism in Eukaryota, Metazoa, Chordata, Mammalia, Rodentia, Muridae. The record is from RefSeq and is a predicted model, not a curated record.
CAGCCUAGGAGAGUGGCAACCACAAUCGCCAUGUCCAAGCCUCCAGCCUGGGGCACCUGGAAGCUCCAGCUGUGAUGCCCGCGGGUUUUUCGUGGUGGACCUGGAGGCCUGAAGAAGCCGCCCUCGCAUCCACAGAGCCUUGAGAGUGGACUGACGCGCCUGGUUGGAUCCCUGAGUUCAGCACCCUGCGCUUCCGGGUGUCGCGCCUCCCGGUGUUGCCUGCACCUUGGAGUGGGCACACGUGUCCUUCCCACCCCGCCCUUCCACCGCGCCCGAGCCGGGCCUCAGGGCACGCGGAGCUCGUGGGUGAGCGCAGGGCCUGAGGGGGCGGGGCGCUCGCGUUAUAUUUGGGACCCGCAGCAGCGCGUGUGCCUGGAUGAGUUUUCCUUCCGCAGGCGCCGGCAGCCAGGGCGCCUCCGCCCAAGCUGACUCCUCUCUCUCCCUCUCCGACACCGGCAGGCCCCAGAGGUGAUUCUGCCUCCACGAUGUCCUCCUUCCUGGAGGCGAGCUCUUCGCAGGCGCCACAUCGCCAGCAAAAAGAGAAAGAAAAAAAGAAAAGAAAAAGCAGAAGAAGCGGCCAGGGAAGGGGGCCUUAGCGGCGUUGGGCAUCAUCUCGGCCACGGGAGGGCGCCCUAUGACAGCGGCGGGGUUUCCAACAGAGACUACAGCCUCCAGUGUCCAAGGAAGAAGCCCAGGCCAGCCCUGCCAGGGGACCUUGAGGCAUGGAGCUCGCGGGGACCCCUAGCCCAACCUCCGGUCUGGUCCCCAGGAACAGCAAGCAGCAAGUAGCAAGCAGGGCGGGCUGCAGCCCCAGAGCAGCAGAAUCAAGGUUUUGGUAGGAAGGCAUCAUCCCAAAAUGUCAUCAGUAAGCAAGAGGAGUGUUUAAAGGAACUGGAGGAACUUAAAUUUGAAAUCCAGAAGUGUCAAUUUGAGAGGGAUGAAUUUUAUCAAAUCCUGGACCUUUAUAUCUAUGAUAAUUGGGACCACAGGCUGGAUGUCGAAUUGCCAAUACUUCAAUCCGAACAUGAGAUGAGAAUGAUGGCUAUGCAAAUGAUGACCAGUUCAAUAAGUGAGGCCAUGGAGAGGUACAAGGAGCUCAUACAAGUGAACAGUUCCUACCGCAUCAGGCACUCCCAGCUUCUGCGUGAACAAACUCAAUUGAAGAACAAUAUACAGAUUUUGCUGAAUGAGAAGAGCGAACUGCUGGUGGAGCAGACUGAACGGCCAGCAUCCUGUGUGGAGGCAAAGAGGCUCUGUGAAGAGGCCGGAAUGAACAUCUGUGUCCCCAGUGAAAAGGAACAGCAGGUCUGAAAUUCUCCAGGAGAAACUCGAACAAGACACAAACCAGGGCAAGAUCUCCCUUGGAGAGAAGUGCUACAGGAGGAGAACUAAGUGUGCACAGCAAAUACACCACUAUUGCAUCUCAUCUGUAAUGUCCAUAGCAAUUGUGAACUGCAUUUUCCUCCUUUAGUUUUAUUUCUUUGGAUUGAAUAGGCCGUACUUUCACCUCCCCACCCUCCAGCAAGUGUAAACUUUUGGAGGGACUCAGAGAAGUGCUGAUGCACAUCAAUCAAGAGGUGCUGGUCAUCCAGAAAGACUGUGCACGUGUAAAUGUGUACUUGUCCUGGUGGGUCAUCCAGAAGAGUUUCAUGGAGAUCAGUUCACAACAUUGGACAGACUUUGAGAUAAAGUCUGUAAUAUCAUUUCUACUCAGUAUUGGAUGGCUUUGUCCUUAAUACCCCCACUCCAACAAAACAGACCUACUUCCACUCCUCUUGGAAAGAUUAUUACCAUCAGUAACUGCUUGUCUACUGUGUCUCCAAGGAAAGACACAGGCUAUAAAUCUAUUCUGCAGAAGGAGCAGCAAAAAAUGCUUAGCGCAGCUCCUCUAUUUAAAGUGUGGCUGAGUUUUGAUUAUUUUGGUUAUUUGGUUUUCCUCCUAUUCAUUUGAAGUUUUGUUAUUUAUGUGUUGUUGUUUUGUUCAUUUGGUUUUCUAUUUUGAUAAGGAUAUAGACUGUAUAUAUUGACAACCUGCAUCUGGUUACUAUCAUGUAAAUUGGAUGUAUCCUGGUGAAAAAAAGAGUAAUCUCAAACUCUUCACUCUUAAGAACCUUCUUUAUUGAUCAUUAGUGUCAACAUCUGAAGUCGCACAGCUAUCAGGGAGGGAUGGAUCUCUGCAUUCUCAUGGGGACUGGGCAUCAAAAUCACUUCCCAGUCAGACUGAGAUUCAAAGGCAAUUAUACAGUCACUGUUCACUGUGUUCCAAACUCUGUGAAUUUCAACUUCAUAUUGCAUAUAUUACCCACUGUAUAUGCUUACUGUCAAAUAUAUAGUUACCUCUAAAUUAUA